Molecule: messenger RNA, 681 nt
Organism: Emiliania huxleyi CCMP1516
Lineage: Eukaryota; Haptophyta; Isochrysidales; Noelaerhabdaceae
Exons: 4
Coding region: 1-681 (226 amino acids)
Source: RefSeq, a predicted model, not a curated record
AUGCUGCUCCUGGCCAUCUCCGCUCUCGCCUCCGUCACUGCUGCGCCGAGCACUGGCAUCGUCGUGCACGGCUUCCACUGCAACGCUCCGCGCUGGGAGGAGGUGGUGUGGGGCGACGAGGCGGCGCAGCGGCUCGGGCGGCUGCCGCACGCAGCGCUCCUCGCCUGGCAGGCACGGCACGAGCUGCAGGCCUUCAUCUGCGGCUCGGGUGCCUCGCAGACCGCAAGCGGCUCUGCUGAGGCGGACGCACUGAUCUCGCUGCUCUUUGAGCGGCUGCCUCUCGCCGACACCGAGUCGCUCAACACGCAGCAGGAGGUGCUCGCGGCGCUCGCGCGACUGUCGCGGCUGGGCGUGCAGCGGGCGCUGCUGGUCUCCUCGCCGACGCACAUGCCGCGCUGCCUCCGUGAUGCGAGCGUCGCGGCGGCGCGCCUGGGCUACGAGGGCACCGUUCUCGCCUCCCCCUGCGGCACGUCCUGGACCGAGGAGACAGCUGUCGUGGUCGAGCCGCCCCACAGGCCGGACGGAGGCGCCUCCGCGGCGCUCUUCGGCUUGGUUCGCCGCGCCGCUGCCCUCGCCUUCGGAACCACCGCGACCGAGAGCGGGAGGCGGCCGGCUGAGUUCCUCGCCGCGUUCGAGCGGCUGCUCGCAUCCUUUGAAAAUAGGAAAUCGAGUACUGUGUGA